UCAGUCACAAUCUGACGGUGAAGUGGUGCACCAGCCAGUGCGCACAUCUCUCCCUCAUUUGCUCGCAAUUUGAAAAAAAAUCACGAUGCAAAAUCCAUAACAUACGCGCUUCACACAAACAAUUGCACAAUUUUCAGUGAUAAAACGAUACUCGCGAAUGGAAUUCAAAAUACAUGGUGAAAAUAGUUAUAAAAAAGCGGAAUUAUUGUAUUUAAAUAUCAAAUUUCGUUGACUGUUUUUUUUGCUUCAAAAUUCUAACCGGAAAUUUGCCAGUUUGAUUUUAUAGAAUAGAUUUUUAUAAAAUCGCACAGAUUUAACGGAACGACAUAACGGGAAGUGUGAGUGUGACAAGAAUUCAAGCAAUUUUAGCAUUCGUUUCGUUGAAUUGUUAUCAGUGUUUUGUGUUUUGUGGUCGAGUUCAAAAUAGUUAAUGGUGCAUUACACACCAGAAGGGACGUUGAGGCCGACGAGAAAGGAAAAGAAUUGUUCGCCAGUGAAUAUUCAAGUGAAAUAAGUGAGAUAACAUCGAUAGAAAAAUGCGAAAGUAACGUAAUUGAUUUGAAUCAAAUAUGUAACACUUCCGUCACCAUCCGAAUAAAAAUUGAAAGGGAUUUUAUCACCAUCGCCAUCUGAUUCAUAAAUAUUUCUACAAAAAAAAUUUCAAUAAUAAAAGAAUUAGCGUAAGACUGAUGCGACGUAUUAUGACGAGGAAGACAGUCGAAAUGUGCAAUAAUCAAGAAAUCCACUAAGAACAAGUCGGUUGCGGGAGAACGAAUGAAAAACAUGAAAAAACGCCGACUACUUGCAAACACCGAAACUUACUUCGGAAAAUGCGAAACGAAACCACGUAACGAGUGAAUUAGUUCAGAAUAUAUCGCCUACGGCUGCAUUUAAGUGCGAACAAAAAAAAAAAACAAACAAAUCAAUGAUAACAACGGAACGCGAACAACAAAAAUUGAGCAAAAUUUUUUUGUACGUGAAGGAAAAUAGAACGAAUAAAAAGCAUAUAAAUCAAAAUCACAAUGGGCAAUUCCAUGCCAACGACAUAUAAUCCAAAUGGUGCAUUCAAUGAAUCUCGAACGUCAACACUCGGCGGUCGCAGCACAAAAAGCAAGAAAAGCGAAUCAGCUGGACCUGAAAGUUCUCGCGUUCUUUUCCUUCUCUAUCUGAUUCAUCGAACAUGGAACAUUAUGGUGGAUACCGUCGAUUUGAAAAACAAAAGGUCAAGAUCAUCACGUAGUUCAGAAGAUUCAGGUGCGCCGCGUAGUUUCUUCGAAGACGAUGGAUUCGGUAUUGAAGGCGGUGCAAGUGUGUAUGGAUCACAGUAUUCAUUCUGCACAUGUGUUCAUUGCGACGGACAAAACAGCAAAACGAAUCCGCUAUUUGGACGUACUGACUUGAGACUUUCGUUUUGCGAGAGUGAAAUUUCAUUCAUCGGAUAUCAAAUGGCACCGAGCACGGGAAAAUCGCCGAUGGGCACACAAACCAGUUCUGGUUCGCAGAAAAUCUCCACCGAAAUAUUAGUGGGUUGGCCAACAAAUGCUCCACCAAAGGAAAAUCAACGACCGCCCGUUUACAAUGCUGAAGAUUAUAUCGUUUCGCUGAAGAAAUUCGGAAGACGCACCAGCGGAACAACAAAUGGCGAACCAAAAUCCAUUUACGAUACAUCCGAAGAGAAGCCAAAUUCAAGAGCUGCCACAUUGCCGGCCAAGCAUUCAGCAUUCAAGAAUCCAAUUCAGCCGCUUCCCGACGAAGAAUGUGAGAUGUCUUUGAAGCAAUUCGGUUCAAUUACAGAUUUAUUAACGAAAUUGCGUGCUGAUCUACGUGCAUCGUUUCCAAGUUUUGUACAGGAAUUCGUAGCGGCUCCACUGGACGGUGUCUCGUUGCUGCUUGAGGUGUUGCGAUCGAUUCAAUUGAGCCAACAGAAUGGCAUCGGCCAAACGAAUACAACGGGCAAAAUGAAUGCACAAACAUAUCAACGUCGAGCCCUUCUCGAUGAAUUGGCUUGCUUGCAAUGCUUGAAUUUAUGCUGUUUGCGAAGUCCAGAAGCGCGCAUUCGAAUCGGCACAUCACCGAUCGGUUUAAUGCCUCUGGCGGCAAGUGCAACGGGUCAAGGUAUUCGUUCGCGGAUUCUUGCGCUGCAACUUCUUACAACGGCCUGUGAUAAGCAUGCAGCCGGAGUUCAUAGCUCACAAAAGGGUGUUUACAAUGGCCAUACAUCGGUGUCGGAGGCAUUAUCAACGUUGCGCUUGCGAUGCGGUGAACCGGUUCGUUUUCGUCUCUUAGCCGGCAUGCUCAACAGUGGCGGUGGCACAGGUGAACUCCAGUAUUAUGGAUUGAAAUUUAUCAAUACGUUUUUGGAAAGUGCAGACAGCGUACAAAGCCGAUUAUAUUUACAGGCUGAGCUGCAACAAGCCGGUUUUGAUCCACUGAAUAUGUCAAAGUUAAUCUCGACGAGUUCGCCAUGGUAUGAUAAAUUGCGUGCAGAGAUUAAAUAUUUCGAAGACAUCAACAUUGACAUAGAUAAAUUGAUGGUUCAAAAUCGAGAGGGCGAUAAGAUUCGCGGUCAAAUGGCAGUGCUCGAGCGACGAGUUCAAAUAUUACAAGAAGAGAAAACGGUUUUAACAACGAUGGAACGUCGUUUGCAAGAGCGAUGCGCCGAAUUGCAACGUGAAGUGUUCCGAUUGCAGGGUGCCCAACACAAUGAUGGUUACAAGAGUCUUGAAAAGCAUCCAGUUGCAUUGCCACGACAGGUUUUGCCGCACAUAAAUAAAAAUGGUUCAUCCGAGCAUGAAGACGAGGGUAUCAGUAGUUCAGAGACGGGACAAUCGUUGAGCCCGGAACCAAUAUUGAUUUUACCGCAAAACACAUCGAAAAAAUACACAAUGAAUGAAUACACAAAUAAUAAUGGUAAUAGUGGUGCUAAAGAUGAUGAUGUGAACGCAACAAUCGAAGAGGUGAUCGAAGAAUUGGAGAACAUUGUACACGAUGCGGAAAAAGAGAUUGAAGAUUUGAAAAGUGAACGCAGCAAAUCAUCGGAGACAUUGCCACCGUAUCAUCCGAAAUCCCAUUUCCAUAGCAUUGAUUACAAGGAGAAGGAAAUUGUGCCGGUGAAUUUGCUACCUCAACCACCGAAAAAGUCACGUUCACUAUCGCAUCUAUUGUCGGGCGGUUCGGAAUAUGAGGAUUCCGAUUAUGGUGUUAUGAUGGCAAACAAUGAAACAAGAAUCUCAUACUAUGACGAUAUCGAUAUGGAAAUUGAAAAUAGUCGACAGCACGGCGGUGGCUAUCGAACUGAUGUGAUUGCAGACGGUGAACAAAAUCCAGAUUUGAUCAAUCAAACGAGUACAAAUCGUGAACUGCUUAAUGUCAUCAUGGAUGCCCGUGAAAAGGAUAAUAUUUUUAUGACCACACCCGGUCACUAUACGAAAAUGAAAUCGUCCGAACAAAGUCUGAUCCCAAAAUCGGCACAAACACCGCAAAAAUUUAACGGUGUAUUUUUUAUGACUGAAAUGAGCACACCCGCUAAGUAUCCCAAGCCAGAUAUAACGGCCGCACUCGAAGCGCGACGCGUUAGCAAAAGCAUUGAACGCCUUGAGUCGUAUGGCAGCAGUGGAUUGGAUUCAAUGAUUGACAUCAUCAUGACAACAUCAGAACGAAAACAAGAAAUGAAAAAUGCCAUUGCAAAAGCGCCGAAUAAUUUUGCGGCGCUGCGUGAUAUGGCGCUGCACACAACGUUCUCCAUGCGAACCAAAUCACCAUCACCCGUUGACGGCGCGAUCGUCUUUUCGGGUGGCAUGAAAACCAAUCGAUUGGCUUUCGGUAUGAGCGGCAUGAGUGGCAGUAAAUUGAGCGAUCUUCCAUCGGGUCUCUACUAAAUACGAAUCUUCAUUUCAAAUACGUUCAAAUCAAAUCUCAUCAUCUUAUUCUUUUGUGUGUACAAUAUUUCUUUCUCUCUUUCUCUCUCUCUCUCUCUCUCUCUCUCUCUCCAUGUCUUUUCUCUAAAUACAUCGAAUUACAUUACACUAUUCAUUGUUCAGGAGACUUAUGAAGAAAAAAGAAACAACAAUUUCAUCUUACUUCUAUUGAAUUUCAAUUUAUUACACACAUUUACACCGCUUUAUUAUGCUUUAAUAAAUGUUGAUUUUAAUCAAACACACUGACACAACAUAUUUACGCAAAAUGAAAGCUAAAACGCUUUAGCAUUUGAAUGAAAUGUAAUCAGGCGCGCACCGGGUUGCCGUCGAGCAAGACACCCAAACUGGCAACACCCGGAUUCAGUUGGCCCGGUCAAAACAAAACGCAAAUACUGUACUGUGUAAAUUUAAACACUAUUAUAUUAUUUAUGGAGCAAAUUUAUGAUUAGUUAGAACGCCAUGCUCGUUUUUUAAUUGCUUAGCUUUUAUAUGUAGAAAUUCGUGCAAUAUCAACAUCGUCUAUGAUUUAUUUUUUUCGUCUUUCGUUUGUUGAAAUUAAAAUUUGUGUAUCAUUUAAAGAAUAACAAAAUGAAAAUUAGAUUUACUAUUGUAAUGAUAAUUGAUGAGCUAAAGUUCAUUUGCUUUGCAUAUUUAUGCACCCAUUGCCGUAGAGAGCGUGUUUUUUUUUAGACAAAACAAAUGGUGUUGGUGUUUCAUUCUUAACAAAUUUCUCUAAUUCAAUAAAUAUAACGUGCAUUUCUCCUCCAGUUGUUCCAUGUUGCUUUUCGAAUUUCUGCGGAAUCAGUGCAGAGCAUCGUCAAGCAAUUUAUCAAGCGCUAAAUUCUUAAAACCUUUGCCUCCAUUUCUGUCUGUUGAUUUUUUUUUGCCCACCAUAUAUACGUUAUUCGAAGAUUUUUUGCGACAAAAAAACCAUUCAAUGAUGUACUCAAGUUGUGUGUUUUUCUCGCUACUCUUCACUAUCUUACAUCAUUUUCGUUAGUUAGAUUUUAGUUUAGCCGAACAUGAAAAAAAUAACUAGAUAUCCUAAGUUGCAUUAAGUUUAGCAGAGUUUAUUAUUAUGUUCUUUAAAUAAAUAACGAGUAUCUUUUAUCAA
This is a messenger RNA of Sitodiplosis mosellana (orange wheat blossom midge), 5031 nucleotides long. RefSeq lists its product as uncharacterized. NCBI's taxonomy places the organism in Eukaryota, Metazoa, Arthropoda, Insecta, Diptera, Cecidomyiidae. The transcript has 10 exons. Bases 1023 to 3878 code for a protein of 951 amino acids. Gene Ontology annotation, biological process: cell migration; cortical actin cytoskeleton organization; regulation of cell shape. Gene Ontology annotation, cellular component: cytosol. The record is from RefSeq and is a predicted model, not a curated record. Gene Ontology annotation, molecular function: actin filament binding; small GTPase binding.